Momordica charantia (bitter melon) is the source of this 1697-nucleotide messenger RNA. RefSeq lists its product as uncharacterized. Gene Ontology annotation, cellular component: phagophore; autophagosome. Gene Ontology annotation, biological process: response to stress. The record is from RefSeq and is a predicted model, not a curated record. Lineage: Eukaryota; Viridiplantae; Streptophyta; Magnoliopsida; Cucurbitales; Cucurbitaceae.
UCUCCUCUUUCCCCCGUUUGCUUUCUCGUCCCGAUAUUCUUACUUUUGGGCUUCCGAAAGCCAAACUGUGAGGCUUAUGCAAAAUUUAAUCGCCUUCUUAAGCUUUAGGCUUCUGGGUAUCGAAUAUUGACCGUAUUCUGCAAUUACAAAUUUCUGAAGCUUCAAGGAACAGAGUAGUAUCAUCUUAUUGUCGGGAUUGGCAAUUGAGGAGCUGUUAAUAUCAUUAAAUCACUCAAGAAGGCUGUCAGCAGUUUCUUCCGAGUGGUUAAAUUUGAACUCGCGAUGGAUGUAAAAGGCAUUGCUUGGGUUGGCCGUUUGUACCAAAAGUUCGAAACUAUGUGCCUGGAGGUAGAAGACAUUAUAUGUCAGGAUACUGUUAAAUAUGUUGAGAAUCAGGUGGAAGUAGUUGGGGCCAGCGUCAAAAAGUUCUAUUCUGAAGUCGUACAAGAUUUACUUCCCCCAUCUGCAUUGAAUGAUGAGAAGGUGGCAGUUAAUUCAGCUCCUGACCGACAUGAAAAUGUUGUUAUAUGCAAGAAACCAGUGAUGAGUAUGAAGAUAGAGCGUCCGAAAUUUGAUGAAGAAAAGUCAACUAAGAACUCAAAAGUAACUUCUGAUACCAAAAGAGAGAUUAUCCAUAAGCUGCCACAUGGACAUCACCAUGCUGAUAAUCCCCACUUGGUAUCAUCUCCAUAUUCUGCUAACAGAGUUCAUAUUGAUGGAUAUUCCAGAAAAAAAGAUGAUGAGGAUAUACAUGAUAAGCUAGGACUUGAUGGAAGAGAAUCUACAUCAGAAGGAUGCAAGUGUCUUACUGAGACUUCUUCAACAAACCUUGUGUGGAAAUAUGCAAAUGAUGCAUCAUCAUGCUGUGCAAUUUCAAAUAGUGAAUGUGAAAAUUCGAGCGAACUCGCAGGUGAUAUUGCAGGCCCAUUGUUGGUCAAAGACACAAGGUGUGAUUCAGUGAUGCAAAUUUCUAAUGAGACUGAAAUUCAAAGCAAUAACUUAUCAGCUGGCAUUUCGUCAAAAUCCACUGGGGACAAUGAAAAGGAGACGAGACUUUUAUCCUAUGGUGAUUCGUCAGCUGAGUUAGAUGGAAGAUCAGAUGCUUGGAGUAUUGAUGAAAUUGAGCAUGAUGCCACUAUCCUUGAACAUGGAAUAGAGAACAUUCAACAUGCAGAUGAGGCGAAACUAGAUGAAGCAUGUGUCUUGGUGAAUGAAGAUGACUUUCAUUUCGAUUCCAAUGAAGAAGCCAGAUGUAGACCUUACAAGAAGAAGAUAACUGGAGCAUUUUCUUUCACAAAGAAGUCAAAGAGGAAGCAAGAAUACAAAGAGCUUGCAGUGAAGCACAGUUUUGGCAUCAGUCCAAUCCCAAACCAGAAACAUGAACAGAAACUACCAACCGAAGAAGUCUCGGAACACGACUGGCAGCUUCUGCAGGCUUGGAGCCUGUAAAAACAGAUUCCAUGGCUGUUAAUACACUUGAAUGGACGACAUGUAAAAAAAUAAACUCCACCUUCCCCCCUAGCUAAGGUGAGCAAUCUAUAAAACAAGUAUCAGAAUCUCAAUGUGCAGAAACAUUAUCUAAUUCCCAUGUAUAGAAGUGGCAAGACCCAUUGGUACACUCUGUAUUAUAGUUAACUACACCCAAUAACCAUCUUGCUUGGUAGUAGUUAUCAUGAUAAUUUGUGCAUAUUAUAUCA